Molecule: messenger RNA, 3975 nt
Organism: Cladocopium goreaui
Lineage: Eukaryota; Dinophyceae; Suessiales; Symbiodiniaceae
Source: the annotation of a GenBank genome assembly
AUGGCAGUUCGCCUAUCGAAGUGGAUUGUUUUGCUGCUCAUGCUGGUCACUUUGCCAGCCUGUUCUUCUGGGAAGCGGGACGAAAUCGACCCCAAUACCACCACCCCGGGCGACACGGCUGCCGCCGAGAUUCCCGAGCCCAAAUACGAAUGGCCGCUGGUUCGUCCCGAGGGUCUGCCCGAGACGCUCGAAGCGUUGAACUCCGAUAUCAAAUGGGAAGACCAACCGGUGGUUGACUCGUUGAAGUUGCUCCGCGACUUCCAGUCGACCAUGCCCGAGUUGGCCACCGUCGAAGAAGCGCUCAAGCUGCGGAACACCUCGGAGGAGAACAACGCGAAGAUCCUUAGCGCACUGGGGCGACUUCCUCCGGAGAACGACGAAGGGGUCGACUACGAAGCCACCAUCACCCGACACACGCGGGCCGACGUGAAGAGCACGAACCCGUUGAUGAUCAGUUCGACUUCGGAAUUCGAAGUGAACGGGCUCACCGGCAUCGGCUUCUUUGGCUUCGACUGGGAGAUGAACCCCUUUGCCAGUAGCGACACCGUGGUGAGCUGGCAGGCCAGCGAAGACAAGAUGUACGACAAAGUCGUGAUGCGCGACGACCUCACCUGGUCCGACGGAACCCCAAUCACCGCGCACGACGUCGUCUUUUCGUAUCAAACCAUCAUGAACCCCAAGAUUCCGAUCCCGGCCGUCCGCUCGGGAACGGACGAGAUCCGUUGGGUCGAAGCCUACGACGACUACACGCUGCUGUACGUGCAUCGCGAUGCAUUGGCCACCAACGUGUGGAACGUGAAUUUCCCGAUCAUUCCCAAGCACAUCUACGAAGACUCGAUUAAAGACGACUUCACGAUGCAGGACAGCGAAUACCACGUUCGCUUUGAGAACGACCCGGUGGUUGGGGGUCCGUUUCAAAUCGUGAGUCGUUCGCGAGGGCAGGAGAUCGUGCUGGAACGCCGCGACGAGUACUUCAUGUUCGAAGGCCGCCAGGUUCGCGACAUGCCGUUCUUCAAACGGAUUCGCUUCCGCAUCAUCGAAGACUCGAACACCGCGCUGCUGGCCGUAAAGUCGGGCAACAUCGAGGAGCUGGAGUUAACCCCCGAGCAAUGGUUGACCCAAACCGGGGGCGAUGACUUCUACGACCGGAACACCAAGGUAAACGGCCGCGCGUGGACUUUCUUCUACUUCGGGUGGAAUCAAGAUCCGCAGCUCGCGCCGUUCUUCUGCGAUGCCCGCGUGCGACAGGCGAUGGGUUACGCCUUCGAUCACAAGGAGAUGCUCGACACACUGUGUUACGGUCUGUAUGAACCGUGUGCUGGUAUCUUCCAUCCUUCGGCAUGGAUGGCCCCGCAACCUCCGCUCGAGCCUUACACCCAAGACCUCGACAAAGCAGAAGACCUGCUCGACGAAGCCGGCUGGAUCGACCACGACGGUGACGGCAUUCGCGACAAAGAGAUCAACGGACGCCUGGUGCCGUUUCAAUUCAAGAUCAUCACCAGCAACGUUCCCUUGCGAGUAGCGAUCUGCAACCAGUUGCGAGAAAGCCUCGACCGGAUUGGUGUGCAAUGCGAUGUGAGCCCCAUGGAAUUCACCGUGUGGCAAGACGCCAUGCUGAAGAAGAACCUGCAAGCCUGCUUCGGCGGUUGGGGCACCGGGGCCGACCCCGACACGAGCAUGAACAUCUGGGGCACCGGCGAAGCCCGCAACUCGGUGAACUAUUCGAACCCCGAGGUCGAUCGACUCUUCGAAGAGGCCAAACGGGAGUUCGACCGCGACAAGCGAGCCAAGUUGUACGCCGAGAUCGAUCGGCUGAUCUACGAAGAUCAACCGUACACGUUCUUGUACCACCAGAGUUCGUUCUACGCGUUCAACAAGGACCUCCGCGGCUACAUGUUCAGCCCCCGGGGCCCCUACAGCUACAGCCCUGGGUUCAGCAGCAUCUGUGCCCUUGCUACCGGGGCGCGGCUACGUCAUGCUGCCGACGCUAUGUUUAGUUACUUUGUACGUCGAACGCUGAUCGCCCUGCUGACGUUGGUGCUGAUCACGUUCUUGAUCUACGGGCUGAUCCGCGCGAUGCCCGGCUCUCCGCUGACCGGCGAGAUGAUGGACCCGAGCCGUCGUCUCGACCCGGCCGAUAUCGCACGGAUGGAACGCGCCUUCGGGCUCGACAAGCCCUGGUACGAAGCCUACGGCGUGUGGCUGAAGAACCUGCUGCAGUUCGACAUGGGCCGGUCCCUGCACCAGAAACAGCCGGUGGCCGAUCUCAUCGUCGAACGGAUGGGUCCCACACUGCUGCUUUCGGUCACGUCGCUGGUGCUGGCCUACCUGCUCUCGAUUCCGAUGGGGCUCUACGCCUCGGUGCGCUCGGGCAAGACCGACGAACGAGUGAUGAGCACCAUUCUGUACAUGCUUUAUUCGUUUCCCUCGUUCGUGGCGGCGCUGCUGUUGCAGAUUGUGUUCGCCGUAAAGCUGGGUUGGCUUCCUCUGUUGGGAAUGUACAGCAGCACCUACGAAACCAUGUCGACGGGCGCCAAGAUUUGGGAUGUAUUCCUGCACUCGCUGAUGCCGGUUGCCUGCUACACCUACGGAUCGCUGGCGUAUUACAGCCGUUUCAUUCGCUCGAACAUGCUCGAGGUCGUGCAGCAGGAUUACAUCCGCACCGCCCGAGCCAAAGGUGUACGCGAAGUGCGGGUCAUCUUCCACCACGCCUUCCGCAACACGCUCAUCCCGUUGGUCACGCUGAUGGGGCUCACGCUCCCCUCGUUGCUGAGCGGAAGCAUCAUCCUCGAACAGAUUUUCAGUUGGCCGGGAAUGGGUCGGCUGUUCUUCGAAUCGAUCUCGGCCCGGGAUUAUCCCGUCAUUAUGGGGCUCACGCUGAUGUUCUCGGUGCUCACGCUGCUGGGACAAAUGCUGGCCGACUUCCUGUACGCCGUGGUCGUGUGGAGCCGGUUCCGGCGGCGGAAGCUGGCGAUGAUCGCCCUGUACUACAUAGGCUUCAUGGUCUUCGUCGCCGUGUUUGCCCCAGCGAUCGCAGGCACCAAGCCCAUCGUUUGCUAUUACAAGGGGCACUACUACUUUCCCGCGAUGGGCUACUUCAACAGCAAGUGGGAAAACCCCGUAUUCUAUCACGACAAGUUUCGUCGCGAGUAUCCGCAGAAUCUCAAAGAGAAAGAUCCUGACAGUUGGGCCAUCUGGCCGUUGGUGUAUCAAGACCCUUACCGCCGCGUACGGGCCGACGAAUGGGAAGGCAUGCCGGGCAACCCUCGCCGGGAUGAGGGGCACCCCAACCGUUACAACAUCUUCGGCACCAACCAGGCCGGCGUAGACGUAUUCGCCCAAAUGGUGCACGGCACCACCAUCGCGCUGCUGGUUGGAUUCGUGUCGAUGGGCAUCGCCGCCGCGAUCGGAAUCACCGUAGGUGCGGUGGCCGGGUAUGCAGGCGGUUGGCUUGAUAUCACGCUGAGCCGAUUGAUCGAAGUGGUGAUCUGUAUUCCACCGCUGGUGUUGAUCCUGGCCAUCAUCGCCGUGAUCGAAAAACCGACCAUCUGGCACAUGAUGGCGGUGCUAGGCUGCACGCGGUGGACCGACAUCGCACGGCUGGCCCGCGCCGAAUUCAUCAAACUCCGCGACAGCGACUUCAUCAUCGCCGCCCGGGCGGUCGGGGUUGGCCAACUGCGGAUCAUGUUCCGCUACAUCCUGCCCAACGCCUUGGCCCCCGUGCUGGUCCCCAUCACCUUCGGCAUCGCAGGCGCAAUUCUGAUUGAAAGCGGGCUGAGUUUCCUGGGCUUCGGGGCACCUCCGCCGAACCCCAGUUGGGGAACGCUGCUCAACGCGGGUCGUACGAACCUGCAACUGUGGUGGUUGGUCGUCUUCCCCGGUGCGGCCAUCUUCCUCGCCGUGCUGGCAUACAACCUCGUCGGCGAAGGCAUCCAAGAAACCACCGACCCCCGCCUCCGCGGCACCCGCGGGUAG